ACUCUCAAUUACCUGUUUGAUCACUCAUCUUCUGGGGGAAAGGCUGCAGGACAUACUUGACUGUGGUGGUGUUUCUGCGGGUGCUGGACGCGGUGGAUAGCAGCCGGAUAGAAAUCUAUAAAGAUGGCCUCGGCAACAGCAACCUACGGGCAGAAGGAGUCUUCGGACCAAAACUUUGACUAUAUGUUCAAGAUCCUCAUCAUUGGAAACAGCAGUGUGGGCAAAACCUCCUUCUUGUUCCGCUACGCCGACGAUUCCUUCACGCCGGCCUUCGUCAGCACGGUGGGCAUUGACUUCAAGGUGAAGACAAUCUACAGGAAUGACAAGAGGAUCAAACUACAGAUCUGGGAUACAGCGGGUCAGGAGCGUUACCGCACCAUCACCACGGCUUACUACCGAGGAGCCAUGGGCUUCAUCCUCAUGUACGACAUCACCAACGAGGAGUCCUUCAACGCCUGUCCAGGACUGGUGCGUGACUGGUCGACUCAGAUUAAGACGUACUCAUGGGACAACGCCCAGGUGCUGCUGGUGGGAAACAAGUGUGACAUGGAGGACGAGCGAGUGGUUAGCGGAGACAGAGGCCGGCAGCUGUCCGAACACCUUGGUUUUGAGUUCUUUGAGGCCAGCGCCAAGGACAACAUCAAUGUGAAGCAGACCUUUGAGCGCCUGGUCGACAUCAUCUGCGAAAAGAUGUCCGAGAGCCUGGACGCCGGAGAUCCCGCCGUCACAGGGGCCAAACAGGGGCCCCAGCUGACAGAGCAGCCCGCUCCACCUCACCAGGACUGUGCAUGUUAAAGCUGACUACUCCCCCCAAAACCUGUUCCCUCCCUCCUCCUCCUCCUCCUCCUCCUCCUCCUCAUUCUCUUUCAGCUGGACCCCGGGGCCUUGGGUCUGCACUCCAUCACCCUUUUCACUUAUUUUCCUGCUUCUUUCUGUAACCCAGUAAGGAUCGUUAGCUGAUGGUCUCACAAGAACCAGGUUGCAAAGUGUCUAAAAUGCUCUGAGAUUCUAGUCAACCAGUGCUUGAGGUGUGUUUGCUUCUGGUUCCUCCUCAUUCAGGAGCUUAAAAUGUCUCAGUUUUUUUGAUCAGUGCAGGUGUUGGUCUGAUGCCAAAGCAAGUUCAGUUAAACUGAAGCGUUUCAGAUUCUUAGCGACCCGUGUCCUUUUAAGUUCCCGACCUAUUUUCUCUUGUCUCCCCGUUCCUCAGUGUGGUUUUACAAGAAGGAUUUGACGGCGUCCGUCCUCAGAGUGCCAUUUAAAUCCUUCCAAUGUUUACAGUACUUUGUUUCAUGUCAGUCAAAUGUUUUGAAAAGAUGUCAGCCUCGGAUUUGGUGAGCAAGAAGGUCGCAGCGGAGCUAUGUGGGAGGGAUGAUUCAGCUGAAAGCUGCUCCAAUACCAAUGUGUUACGUUUCUUAUGUGAUUCUGGAUACACGCAGAAUCAAAUGUACGUGGAUCUGUGUUUCUUUUUGUCGUCUCACCUGGUAUCUAAACAUGGAUGCUGCAGGUUGGGAGUUUUGUUCUUCAUUAUUCAUCUUAGCCUUUUCAUUUGGCCUUUUUUUUAAAUUAUUUUUUACGUUACUUCAGCAAACUUUUUUUUGUAUUCUGGUGCCCUGUUUAUUCUUUUCAUACAUGAAACACCGGGUGGGGGUAUAGAUAGUAAGAUAUAGCUAAGUUAAAAAAUAGUAAAAAAACGAAGAGACACACUUUAUUUAAUUAUAUUUAUUUCAAAUGUACAUAUAAAUGUUGUGCAAUAUAUAUCAUAUCUACAGGUAUGCAUUUCUGGAAAUGAAUUUUAAAAGGUAUGAACUUCUAUGAGGAUAGUAUCAAAUAUAAAAAAAAAGGUCUAUGUUGUAGGGUUUGUUUGGAGGAUGUGUGGACUUGUUUGCACCUGUUGCAGCCCCUCCGUGACUCCCGUUAUUCCCCCCGUUGGUUUGGUCUCAUGCUGCUUUCCAGAGAUGUUGCAAAGUCAGAAACUUAAACUUCCCGCUAAGAGGAAUGCAGUGGGACGGCGCUUUGAGUGUGAAGUAAAAAGUCAGAAAUGUAGUAACAUGUUUAUCAUCCUCCAAACCCACUCAGUGUGGUCUCCAGUCACCACUGCUGAUGACGUGUAACAUCUCAGCAGAGCUCUAAUAUCAGCUGGAGAAACUUUGUGCUGCAUCAUUAAUGUGGUUUUGAGCCAGACACAGUGAAGCUGACGUCGGGAGUUUUGAGUCCUCUUAAAGCUCAAAGUCAUCUGGGUGUAGCAAUGAAAUUAUAAUUAGGGUGUCAGAUGUUUUGAUGCUUCUAGUCCCAACAGCCUCAAGAUGUUAUUGUUCUUGCUGUCACUGACAGACAGUGUAGAAAUUUAAGGACAUAUCUGAAAACAACACAGUUCAGCUGUGCUUGCAAAUGAUGCUCCGUAUUAAUAUUACAGUAUUUUAUCCGUUUUUUUUCUGAGUGGGACAAUUGCAAAGUAUGAGGGUCGAAAUUGUGUAAUUAUUCCACAUUUGAAUGCAGCACACUUUUACUAUUGACCUGCCUGAUAGCUGUUCAGACACUCACAGCUUUAUCAAAUAUCAUCUAAAACACUGAUGAUGGGCUUGGAGGAUGCAAACAAUGUUGUUUUAUUGGAUAAUUUUUAUGGUAUUUUGCCUUUAUGUGAUAGUUUGACCCCAGGGAGUGAAAAGAAACAUCAAGAGAGAAUAAGUUAGCAUGUGAUAAAGAAGAGUUAGUUGCUAUUACAGGGUACAAAUAUUAGGUUAUUAGGCCACUGUGAGGUGCAGGCUUGGUUUCAGUCAUCAAUGAUAAAUGAAGCCAUCGUACAAGAAUUUGUCUUGCUGGUGUUAAGACUUGAAGACCUCAGAGAGCAAAGAUAAUCCAAGACAGAAAGAUUCAAGACAGGGGAAACAGACACACUGUAGCAUGCACUGCAUAUAUCGGUCUAAAUCCAAAAUGGCAGUCAGACGAGAUUUUGCAUAUACAGCAUCUGUUUAGAUUUUAAAUCUAGUUUGCACUGAACGGAUUCAGGCCUGCGGUUCUGUAUGUUUGCAGCUCACCUGUGUUUACUUGUAUUUAUUUUUGAGACACUGAGAGACAUCAUCUUAUCUCUGGACAUAGGAGACAAACUACACACAGACUCUUAAUGUUUCUUUGCUUAAUAACGAACGCUGCUCAUAGCUAGACAUCUUCAGAAUCAGUAUUACAUAGCAGCUUUAUUAGAUGCUGGUGGCUUCUUGUGUGGACCUGUCUGUCUGUGUGUAAUGUUACCUCCAGUGCUCAGUCUUCAGGUGAGUCAUGGGCACGACUGAAACAAGCAUCAAACAGCUGGAGGCAGAUUGUUCACAGAGCAGAGGUCUUGUUCAGAGGCUCUGCUCUGACACUGUUAAUAUUUCUGUAAACAGCUGUCUUUAAAGUUGACAUGGAAUUACUCAGAAACUCAGAAAACAUCUGCACACUUGUUUUAAUACAGUUUCCACAGUUAAAACUGGAUUGCUGGGUAUUCCUUUGUUUCACUUCACCAAAGAUUGCUGUAGAAGCAGCUCACUGUUUUUGCUGUAGAAUACCAGAAUGGGGAGUCUGACCAGUUUUAAAUGUUUAAAUUUGUAAUAAAACAAGUGCUGUUUGGUUUGAUUGAGAUGAACCUGUCACUUAAAAAAUCAUUUUAUGUCAUUGUUAUUCAAAGCUUGCCCGUGUGCAGUGCAAUCUUAAAAUUUGAAACGCUGUUAUUCCCCGUAAAAAACACAGAUAAAGACGACGUCACCUAUGGAUUGAGAGGGCAAAGCAGUGUAAAAAUUGGUGAGAAAGGUGUUUAUUUUGAGAGUAACUGUUGCAUUAAUUGACUGUUAAGUGUAGUAUACAAUAAACCUGAAAUCACAGAUGAUCCACUGGCUAUUAAAGUUUGAGAAAAUGAGGCCCCAGUCAAAGUAGUGAUGCUGUUAUCAGGAAGAUUUAUUGGUUGGGAAUUAUCACGACAAACCCUGGAGAUGAUUAUGAUCCUGCGUAUACUUUACUUCUUACUGGUUGUGACUGUUUCUUUUCUGGUAAAAUCCAAACUUUUAAACCGCUCUCCUUUCUAAUAUGUCUUCCUCUCUAUAUAAACCAGAUCUGUAAAUAUUGUACCUUUGAGUCAUAUGUGUGGAUUGUGUUGUAUCGACUCAGGCUUGCAACAACAGCAAAAGAAAACGAGUGAAAAAAAAAUAGACAGUAAAAACCUGAAAACCCCAAAAGAGCCAUGUUGUACUGUAUCUGCAUUCAUUUCUAGGCCUGCUUGUGAAUGAAUGUGUCACUCAGUUAUGAAGCAAUACACACUACAGUAUCUACACAAAAAGAAAUGCCAUCAAGCUUGGUAGAGGUUGCCGACUUUAGAUCUUCUACUAGCACGCAGAAACAUGUAACUUUAUUUGGUCUCGUAUCACUGCCUCUUCAAAUCCUACUCGGUUUGGGCCAUUAAGGUGAGAGAAUAUGCUGUGGAUGUUUUUAUCUGUACUUUGUGGUAAAACAAUAAAAAAGUUGCUAACAAUCA
Messenger RNA from Lates calcarifer (barramundi perch), 4501 nucleotides. RefSeq names its product RAB3A, member RAS oncogene family, b (gene rab3ab). The coding region runs from base 124 to 795 and encodes 223 amino acids. The transcript has 6 exons. Gene Ontology annotation, cellular component: plasma membrane; synaptic vesicle membrane; synaptic vesicle. NCBI's taxonomy places the organism in Eukaryota, Metazoa, Chordata, Actinopteri, Centropomidae. Gene Ontology annotation, molecular function: GTP binding; GTPase activity. The record is from RefSeq and is a predicted model, not a curated record. Gene Ontology annotation, biological process: axonogenesis; regulation of synaptic vesicle fusion to presynaptic active zone membrane; maintenance of presynaptic active zone structure.